AAAGUAACUCCAGGACGAGACCGGAGCGACCCGCGCGCAUCGAGCACUAGGCGACGAGGCUGCGCCGGGCGCCCGACACCGGCGGCUGCAGGGGGCGGGGGCUGCGCCGGAGCCCGAUCCGCCGCUCCAGCUCCGAGCAGUGGUCUCGGGAGAAGGGUUGUGGUCCACCACAGAUGCGUUUGUUGGAGGGAGCAGUGGAGAUUCAGGUCAAGGCGUAAGGCCUGGGGCUUCCAAUGAUACUCUGGGCAGGGAUGGAAGCCUAGAUGCCUCACCGCAAGGAGCGGCCGAGCGGGUCCUCGCUUAACGCACACGGCAGCAGCGGCAGCACCACCGCGGAGGGAGGAAAUAUGUCCCGGCUGUCACUCACCCGGUCGCCUGUGUCUCCCCUGGCUGCCCAGGGGAUCCCCCUGCCAGCUCAGCUCACCAAAGCCAACGCACCUGUGCACAUCGAUGUGGGCGGUCACAUGUACACCAGCAGCCUGGCCACGCUCACCAAGUACCCCGACUCCAGAAUAAGCCGCCUCUUCAACGGCACAGAGCCCAUUGUCCUGGACAGUCUCAAGCAGCACUAUUUCAUCGACCGGGAUGGGGAGAUUUUCCGCUACAUCCUGAGUUUCCUGCGGACGUCAAAACUGCUGCUUCCGGAUGACUUCAAGGACUUUAACCUGCUGUAUGAGGAGGCGCGAUACUACCAGCUGCAGCCCAUGGUUCGGGAGCUGGAACGCUGGCAGCAAGAACAAGAGCAGCGACGUCGUAGCCGGGCCUGUGACUGCUUGGUGGUACGAGUCACCCCCGACUUGGGUGAACGCAUCGCACUCAGUGGCGAGAAAGCCCUCAUCGAGGAGGUCUUCCCUGAGACCGGGGAUGUCAUGUGCAACUCUGUCAACGCUGGCUGGAACCAGGACCCCACGCACGUCAUUCGUUUCCCCCUCAAUGGCUACUGUCGACUCAACUCUGUACAGGUCCUAGAAAGGCUGUUUCAGAGGGGGUUCAGCGUGGCUGCAUCCUGUGGGGGUGGUGUGGACUCCUCCCAGUUCAGUGAGUAUGUGCUUUGCCGGGAGGAGAGGCGGCCGCAGCCUACCCCAACUGCCGUCCGGAUAAAGCAAGAACCCCUGGACUAGGCCCUGUGCCGGGGCCCACCUGAGACCCCCUCAGUCCUGAGACAACCCAGAGACAUGGAAAUAGUGCUGAGGAGUCCUGCCUGUUUGUGCUUCACAGUGGGCACAAGACUGAGCACAUCCAUGGGAGUGCUAAGUGUCAUGGCAACAGAACGAGGGACGCCGGAGGCAUGCGCGUGGAAGGACUGUCCAUGUGACCCAGAGAUGUUGUGGCAGCAGCGACGCUGCCAGCUGCCAGCCCUUCUGCUCCUCAGCCUGGUUCAGCGUCCUCUGCUGGGCCAGACACUCGAGAGCAGCUGUGUAUCCUCCUCCUCGCUUGGUGGACGUCGGCAGGCCUCCUCGCAUUGGAGAUGGCUUAUUUUUCUACAAUAUUUAAAAGACAACUAACUGUCGCCACACACGGUGGCAAGGCCAACAAGACCAUCGCUGCUUUUACCAGGUGCUUAGUUCUCAGUCCAUUGUUCAGCAAGCCUAGCAAAGGAUGGGCUGCUGGCACUCGGGCCAGGUGCCUGCUGAGCUGGGGCAGUGGGGACAGAUGUGGCAGGUGAUGGUGCUGCCAGAGAUGGCAUGGGACCCCCUAGAGGCAGGGCUGUGGGGGGCUAAGUGACUCCGUGACUGUUAUCUGAGACACUCUGCUGCCACCUGUGUCCCAGGCCAUCCUUGGUGCACACCUGACCCUCUAAUGCCCAGGAGCUUCCAGUCCCAACUGACUACUCACGUCUGGGUUCCCGGAGAAGUCUCCACGCAUCCAGUCAGCGUGGGGCCAUGGCUUAUCUCAGGAAUGGGCCCGUCUACCCAGGGACCCAUCUGUCACCAUCCAUCUCUGGGUCCCCUGCUCAGGAAGCCACUGUUGGCCCCAGCUCCAAUUUUCCCAUACUCACACACACUGAGUUUUAACUAAAUGUACUGAACUAGCCUGUCAGUAAGGCACAGACCCAAACUUACCCAGUGCUCUUAACCCCAAAUCCCAACAAGGACUGGUUCUGAGAGGUUCUCACAGACCCACUGUCUCCCAGACGAUAGGCCCAAAAGAUGGACACCCUGGCCUUGUCACAUCUUCCCUAGCUCCUCCCACGUGGAGGGACUGCAGAGAACUGAUGGAGGGGGUGCCCUGGCAGGCACCCCCUUGUGUAUAAUGCCUGUAGACUUGUAUAUGACUCCUUUAAUAUUGUAAAGAUGCUGAUGUACAAUUGUUUUGUGUUUGUGUAAACACGUUGCGUUCCUGGUUCAUGCCAUAAA
Molecule: messenger RNA, 2357 nt
Organism: Microtus oregoni (creeping vole)
Lineage: Eukaryota; Metazoa; Chordata; Mammalia; Rodentia; Cricetidae
Gene: Kctd15
Product: potassium channel tetramerization domain containing 15
Exons: 7
Coding region: 264-1121 (285 amino acids)
Biological process (GO): protein homooligomerization
Molecular function (GO): protein binding
Source: RefSeq, a predicted model, not a curated record